Molecule: messenger RNA, 1107 nt
Organism: Penicillium chermesinum
Lineage: Eukaryota; Fungi; Ascomycota; Eurotiomycetes; Eurotiales; Aspergillaceae
Product: phospholipase D regulator
Exons: 2
Coding region: 1-1107 (368 amino acids)
Biological process (GO): positive regulation of catalytic activity
Cellular component (GO): fungal-type vacuole; cell periphery
Source: RefSeq, a predicted model, not a curated record
AUGGACGCGAAGAGCUCCAGCGAUUCCCCUUGUGGGCUGAUUGGCGAACCACUGUCAGAAAAAGCAUCGGAUACACCUUCAUCGCGCCUCGGAAACCAUCUUACUUUAGAUACGCACUCGAAUGUUUCUCGGAACAGCGCCUCCACCUCGCCGGCUACGGCAAGCCAGACUCCGGACUUUCCAGCGAACCAAACAGCUGCCCCGUCCGCGCAUGUCCCUCUACGCACUCUACCUGCUUGGAUCCAAUCAGUUGAAGAACACCCAGAUGAGGAAGAAGAUGCCUCACCGGCAGAUCGUCUUCUACCCUCAGAACCAAACGAUGCACGCGUCGCGCAACACAAUCACUCGCCAUAUGCGAAGCCUAGACCCGAAAAUUCGUCCGGCCAAUACGAAUACAACGACCGCUCCCCUUCUCCGGACCGCGAGUCACGCUGGAAGACCUUUUCUCGGACGAUUCAAUACCCUCGCGAACCUGGCAGUGAAACGCAACAGGUUACGCCGGAAUGGUUGGAUGAAAAUAUGGGGAAUUACUCCGGCCCAUGGCGUGGUACGCUUUUGGAAGGCGACACGCCGGAAUUCCCAUUACACACUACGAGUGGAACCCGCCGUGAGAUCUGGUUCAAGCGUUUCCAUAGCACGCUGUUACGAAGCGCAAUCGUGCCAUUAAUCUUUCGUCUCACUGUCUGGUGCUUCUCGCUUUCUGCGUUAGCCUUGGGGGGCUCAAUUCAGCAUAUGUCAGACGAGGAUCACCAUCGCAAUGGCCCGUCCGCAUUAAUGGCUAUCAUCGUCGAUGCUGUGGCAUUGGUAUAUCUUGUUUACAUCACGUUCGACGAGUUUUCCUCGAAGCCUCUUGGACUACGUCCUCCUCUCGCGAAAGCACGUCUUAUUUUGCUGGAUUUGUUUUUCAUAGUCUUCGAUUCGGCUAACUUGAGUUUGGCAUUUAACUCUUUGAACGAAGUCACCGGGUCUUGCACUGAAUCGGAGGUUAACGCAAGGAUUGAUCCUCGGAAUAAUUCAAUCUGCACCAGGCAGAAGGCUCUCGCAUCCGUGUUGCUCGUUGCUCUUAUUGCUUGGCUCAUGACAUUCGCCAUCAGCGUUCUUCGGUAA